AUGAAGAUGGAAUCUGAAGAUGAGACAUCCGAAUCAGGAUCAGAUGACGAAGAGCUUCACAGAAGGAUAGGAAGGAGCAACGCCUUCGUUGCCUAUGAGUCAUCUGAGAAAUCACUCGAAUCAGACGCCGAUGAUGAUGUUUCAAGUGAUGAUGAACCAAUCGCAUUCUGUCUCAUGGCAAAGACCUCUAAGGAUCAGCAAGAUGAGCUUGAAAUGCUUGAGAAGAAUCUUAGGAAAACCGAAGGAUUACUGUUUGAAGAGAUGGAGAAGAAUCAAAAGUUGAUCGAAGAGCAUGUGUUGGUCAUGGCACAAAGUUCGGAAGAGCAUUCUGGUUCUGAAGGAGAAUUGCCUCAGUUGCCACCUAUGUUUGAACGAAUGAGAUUGGCAGGACAAGGAAAAUCUUCAAAGCCUCCCAAAGCACCGAAGAAGAAACCCGUGUAUGAAUCUGAAGAAGAAAGUGAGGAAGUUUCGUCUGCUCACAAUCAACCCGAGGAUGAAUUGGUCACUGAUGCUCUAACACUUUUCUCUGAUGGAAAUUCCAAAAAGGGUGGUCGUGCCAGAGGAAAGAACACCAGUGCUGAGAUACCUGAUCCUGAAAGUUAUAAAACUCCACCUGUCAGACCACCUCAGCCUCAAAAUGCUCAUCCUGACUCCCUCAAAACCAUCGCUGAUUUUCCCGAGGAAGUGGCUAAGAGGGCGAAGGCCAAAGCCAAGCAUGAAGCUAGAGAAGCGAAGAAAAACAAAGUUGAAGCUAAAAACAUCGCGCCGACUCAGCAAGAUGCCCAGAAGAAGAAGGAUCAUCCCUCUGCUCGAAAGGAAAGCAAGGUCGGGAAAUUUGUUUCCCCUCAUGCUCCCCAAAAGAAAACCACCGUCAAGAAAUCCAAGAAGGUUGUUUCUGACUCGUCUGAUGGGUCAUCCAGCGAAGAUGUUUCUGAUGAAAUUCCUAUGUAUGAUCAACGUGCCAUUCUGAACAAGCCGUCUUUGAGCCCCUCACUAGUGAAAGUUUUGCCAUCUCCAAGGAAAUCACCGAGAUCAUUGUUUAAGCCCGCAACAAAGAGAAAGCUGCAGUCUGAAGGAAUUGCUGAUGCGUCUGCUAAGAAGGCCAGAUCAAAUGUUCCUGCUUCCACAGAGGAACAAAAGUAUGCUUUCAAGUUCUUGGUCGAUGUGAUUGACAAUGCUGCAUAUGAUGUGAAAUCUAAUGAUAUCAGCAGUCUGGGAUUGCCUGAUGAUGUUGCCAAGAUUGUAACGAAGCAAUUCAUUGAGCUGAGGAAAAUAUCCAAGAAACUGAAUCAAGGACAAGCAAGUUCUCAAGAAAAUGAGGAGAGAUGCCAACACUGA
Aegilops tauschii subsp. strangulata is the source of this 1338-nucleotide messenger RNA. Lineage: Eukaryota; Viridiplantae; Streptophyta; Magnoliopsida; Poales; Poaceae. The record is from RefSeq and is a predicted model, not a curated record.